Molecule: messenger RNA, 441 nt
Organism: Colletotrichum truncatum
Lineage: Eukaryota; Fungi; Ascomycota; Sordariomycetes; Glomerellales; Glomerellaceae
Source: RefSeq, a predicted model, not a curated record
AUGUUCUGCCUUCGAAGCUGGCUCCCGCUUCUCUUCAUCCCAACCAAUGCGUCGCCCGCCUUCAUCUUCCUCUUCUUCAUCUGCACCUACUUUCUCAACCGGCCAUGCGUCUACUGCAGCUUCCUGCUCCUCAUCCUCUUCCUGACCUCAUGCAACUGGUCUGAUCGAUGCUUCUUCGACUUUAGCAGCAACUGGUUUCAACCGCGCCCGCCGAUUUCUCUCUCUUCGUCGCCGAUACCCGAGAUCGAUCCCAACAUAACCUUCAACGCUACAGUGGCCGAGGUCAUCAACUCCACCGCCAGCGCACUGGCCGGCGCCGCUGCCGAAGAGCUCGCACGGCAGAGGCAAGAGUGGACGGGACUUGGUAUCGAGUGGCUGCGCAGCCUGCUGGGCCGCCGGGAGUGGAGGGUCGAGUGCUUGGAUAUCAACAUCCGCUUGUAA